ACGCUCAGCCGUGAAAAAACAAAACUUUCUAACGCUAUUAUUACUGCGGGAAAGGGCAACUUUUGUGCUCAGAGUUCUAUUCGAAUCCUAUCAUUCACUCCCGACGAUAGUGCUCUUCCGCUGCUCCCCAACUCUCACAUACAGAACAACAGUUCUUGAAGUUGUAAAGAAGGAGAGUUAUGAAAGAAUGCGUUGCAAGAACGACAAUACAUGUAGAACAAAAGACCAUGCGCAAUCCAUGAGCAGCAGCAGACGCAGAGGCGAAUAUAUAUUGGAAUAUACAGUGGAACUCACUUUUAAAAUACGUACCUGGAAAAUACGGUUAAUAUUCUGAUUCUGAUUUUACCGGCACCUCACUGUGGUAACUGAUUCAUGAUGAAUGCCACAUGAAAACGUUUGAUUCGCAACUCGGCUGUUGCACCGUGACUGCUGAUGAGCGCGUUUACAUUCGUCAUUUCAAUACUACAGUUUCAAAAAUAUUUCUGUAAUUGUGGUACAGUCAUGUAGUUCCUGGCUAGUCGUCUCUCUCAAGUGCAUGAGAAGUGGAUGUGCUUUUUGUUCUUGUGAUGCAAUGUAGCAAGCAGACGUGAGCAGAGGAGGAAGGAAGUGUUCUCAAGCUGCAUCGCAGACAUUGUCUACGAGCGAGUACUACUCAUGGGCCCUGGUCGCGGUGGAAAAACUGGAGUGUUGAGGUCGCUGCAAGACAAGAAGUUCACGAAGACUGCUAGUACACUUGGCAUAGACAUGGAAAAGCUUACCUUCACCCUGGAUAAGAGCGAAAGAGGAGUGUACCAGUUGGAGCCAACGAAUGCGUCAGAUCACCUAGCCCUGUUGUCUGCCUCAAUCGUCGACAAAAUUAUCGGUACUGGAGCUGACUCUCGUCAAGGUGAUGUCAGCGGUACAAACGCCUUCCGGCGUCUGGCAGCUGGAGCAGCUGAUGCAGUUUGGGAGGUACUGAGCGGCACGUAUUUCAAGCGGUUGGAACAGACUUCUGGUUUGGGUGAGAACACACUGUUUGUUGACGUGUGGGAUUUGGCAGGGCAGAUGCCAUUCCACGCGUUACACGACCUUGUGUUUUCACCCGAACGCACCACGUACUGCGUCGUCUUCGAUGCCAGCAUCAAACCGGAUACACCGUAUGCAGAUAUCCUGACUGAUGAAGAUGGCGAUGACAAUCAGCUCAACAUCAACCAACCCACCUCUACCUACUUUGAUGUCAUCGACUCGUGGCUAUGUACAGCCCGCGAAGCACUUACCGACAACUCCACAGCGCCGAUUUUCCUCAUUGGCACACACCUGGAUCGUAUGUCGAAAGAAGAUGUUCGCAAACGAAGGAAACAACUGCAACAACUGACGCUCGGCAAGAAGUAUACUGACGGCCUUCAUCCGAUCAUCUUUGUUAACAACACUCUGUCUGGGUCAAAGGUUGACCAAGGAGUUGCAGAGUUGCGUGAACAGUUAGCCUGCGUCAUCAAAUCCCGUCGCAGAGAGAAGUUGCCAAUCUUGUGGCUGCCAUUCCCAGAGGUACUGGAGGCGAUUGCACACAAGACGUCAUCAUUCAUCAUGAGCUACGACAGGGUAUGCACCAUCGCUCAGGAUGCAUUUGGUGAUACUGACGUGGAUGUGCCUCGUCUCUUGAGCUUGAACCAGUCGCUUGGCUAUCUCAUUGUCUUUGAUGAUGAGGGUAGGCACUUUCCAUCGGCUACAGCUAGUAUGCCACCUGUUGGAGCAGCACAAGAAUCAUCAGAAUCCACACCACGAGCAGCACCACUACAAUCAGCAGCAGCAGCAGCAGCAGCAGCGCCCACGUCACAAUCUCAGCCACAAGCCAUGGCAGAAGGAGUACCAGCCGCAGCUUUUGGCCAUAGAAAAAAGGUUCUAGCUAGCACCCCAUGGCUGAUGUCAGCAUCCAAGGCUGUCCUUUUGCCAGCACCUAAGUCGUAUAAGCAAGCUGCCGAGUUCAAGGAGCAGUACAAGCUGCUAAAUGAUGGCAUCCUGUGCGAGUCGCUAGCCAUUCACCGAUGGCAGCAGGAGAAGGCCACUGAAUGUCUGGUGCGAUCUCAGGAGCAGCGCCGGAGUCUCUUUUCACUGCUAGCGUCUCAUGGCGUAGUCUACGAUGCUGGAGAAGAUGAUCCAUUUUGUACAGGGUACAAAGUCUAUUAUGUGCCAGCCCUUGCCCAGUGUAAGCCGUCACAAGUGCUAGAGUCCGAAUCAGCGCCGCUCUACCUGGUGGCCGAAGAUCCAGACAGGAGCAUCACUCAAGCACAUUUUGGCCGAAUCACCGUGCGAUGCUUGCAGAAAUACCAACCGCACCGAACAAAGGAUUUGCGUAUGGGCCUCAACGUCUCUAUGAGGUGCCAGAAUGAGUUUCAGCUUCAGCUCUCCUAUUCUUCCACAGCCAUUUGCAUCACAGUGGACAGCGACAAGCGCGAGAAGACAAUAGAUUACUGCGAGUCUGUUGUUCGCUUCAUUCUCAGUGCCACCACAGAGCUGCAGCAGCUGUAUGGCCAGCGUCUGCUGCGCCUCCAUCCCAGCAUUGCGUGCCUGUGCCGCAAUGACAGGCCAUGCCAGCUUCAUAACCAGCAGCACUGCAGGAGCACCGGGUGCCAGCACUUUGCAGAGAUUGGCAAAGACGUCCGACCAAUUCGCUGUGGCCUAAGGCAAGCGCAUACCGACCGGCCAACGUGGGAUAGAUGGAUCAAGCCGCUCUACCUGGAGUGCAAUGUUGAUGACUUGUGUCGCUUAGUUGUUGACGACGCUGCUGGAUUGGAUGAUGAUGACAAUCCAUGGUGUGAUAUUCGCUACAAGAGGCACCAUAAGUGGUUUGUCGAGAAUCUUCCACCAGAGGAGACUCGCGUUGAGGCGCUCUCAAACGGGCUGAUUAUGACGAGUUUUCAACGCCGCCUGAUGGAUGUCCGUGUUCGUGCUGAUCACAAUGAAAAAUUGCUGCAGGAAGCUUCUGCAGGCGGGCGUGGGACAUUCAAGCUGUUCCUGAAGGUCCUUGAUGAGCUUGGCCGCAACUUUGUGAAUGUGCGGGCGGAGCUGCAAGCGCUAGUGUCGUCUGAUACUGACAGCACUGCUGCCAUGACCAACUUGUCUUUGCCGUUACAAGGUGCAGUGAGUGCAGUGAGUGCAGUGAGUGCAGCUGGAGUGUCUCGUCCGCAGGUGUCCGCGCUUCAGUUCAUACCAGGGGCAACGGUAACAGAGUCCGGGAGAAUGUUGGAGGAAAUCCGUGACCAAGAGAGUCUCUGCCGCCAACUGAACGCAAUCUUCAGCGAGGAAGAGCGAGAUGACCUGGCCUGUGCUGUUGUGGAGGAAGUGACUGGAGACGGGAAUAAAUUUGAGAAGGUCAUCACAGACGCAUGCCGCAGCCGUCGCCAGCAAGCGCCUGAUCAUCGUGAUGCGAAGGCCAUCCUCAGCUACUGGAUGCGUAAGCGUAACAGUCCACCAUGCACAGAUCACAUGAUCGAGCUGGUGCGUGACGUGUGCCCCUUUCGUGUCUGUGACAUCAAGUUGCUGCUGGGUUCGACCGAGCCAUCCAACUGAGCCAGUGACCUGUUUACGCCACUCCAUCGCCAUGGAAACCAGCAUCACCAUGGCUACCAGCAUCACCAUGGGUCACCAUGGAUAUAAGUAACACGAGUUCAUGUGAUCAUUGUAUAUACCGUACCCUGGACCAACAGUAGCCGCAGCUUUAGUUCUGCUUAACGUGCUACGCUGUAUGUCAUGUCAUAGCCACCUUCCGAGUCUCUGUGCUUUCCCUCUCCUCCAACCGUCGCUAAUUCUGACCUGCUUUUCUCCUCCAUUGCAGUGCAAUGUGCUGCAAGCAUUCUUGUUUUCGAUGGCCGUUGCUUUUCUUUGUUUUUUAAGUGUUCCUCUCAGUAGUCUGUGUGUGUGUGUGUGUGUGUGUGUGUGUGUGUGUGUGUGUGUGUGUGUGUCCGGAGUGGCGUACCAUUACCCGGCGACCACCCAAGGCACCCUCUGCUGCUGGCUACGGUUGCGCCUGCGGCCGCAUGUUACGUCAAAGCGGCGACCUAAAACGCCAUCAGCUGUUUGUUUGUAUGCUUGAAAUCUCUAGUGUCAUGUCUUUACUAGCCACUUACACACUCUAGUUAAACCGCCUCGCUAAUGCAAAUUUUAACUGCACUACGCAGUGCACGUACACGGAAUGCAGCUGCAUUCCAAUUGCGCGAAACGCUUCCCCCUAUUUCUUGUGUAUAUGCUGCUACUAGUGCUCGCCGUGUCCGCUAUCACGCGAUUGCUGCACAUUGCUCUGUGUCUGCCUGCCAGAGCCUGUGCAGUGGUCCAGUCCGCUGGGCUGCACUGUACAUGUACAUGGUUCUCUCUCUCUUUCUCUCUCUCUCUCUCGCUCUCUCUCUCUCUCUCUCGCCCUCUCUCUCUCUCUCUCUCUCUCUCUCUUUCUCUCUCUUUCUCUCUCUUUCUCUCUCUCUCUCUCUCUCUCUCUCUCUCUCUCUCUCUCUCUCUCUCUCUCUCUCUCUUUCUCUCUCUCUUUCUCUCUUAGUCUUAUUCUCUCUCUCUUUCUCUCUUUCUCUCUGUCUUUCUCUCUCUCUCUCUGUCUUUCUCUCUCUCUCUCCUCUCCUCGCUCCCUCUCUCGCUCUCUCUCUCGCUCUCUCUUUCUGUCUCCUUGCCCCUUUUCGGCGUUUCUUGUCUCGGAUCAAACCUCUAUUAUGUUGUCAAUCUUUCUAUCUCAAUGUCGGCAGUACCUGUUCUGCAUUUAUGUCCUCUCUAUAGCCUUAUAGGCAGUAGAAAUAAAAUGAGAAAGACA
This is a messenger RNA of Sycon ciliatum, 4786 nucleotides long. RefSeq lists its product as uncharacterized. Lineage: Eukaryota; Metazoa; Porifera; Calcarea; Leucosolenida; Sycettidae. The coding region runs from base 655 to 3546 and encodes 963 amino acids. The record is from RefSeq and is a predicted model, not a curated record. The transcript has 7 exons.